UUAUUGUGUGGAAGCCAGACCUGGUCAUCUUUUUGGAGCAAGAGAAGCAACUCUGGGAUGUGAGGAGAAAGGAGACAGUAGCCUUCCAUCCAGCUGUGAUUUCUCCACGAAUCUCUUCUGACAAAGAAAUCUAGAGGACGACAUGAAAGAAGAAGAAAUGGCCCGUUCUCAGGGACUGCUGACAUUCAGGGAUGUGGCCAUAGAAUUCUCUCAGGAGGAGUGGGGACGCCUGACCCACACUCAGCGGGAACUGUACAGGGAUGUGAUGUUGGAGAACUACGGACACCUCCUCUUCCUGGGUCUCGUUGUGUGGAAGCCAGACCUGGUCAUCUUUUUGGAGCAAGAGAAGCAGCUCUGGGAUGUGAAGAGAAAGGAGUCAGUAGCCUUCCAUCCAGGUAUGUGGGAAUGA
Messenger RNA from Mustela erminea (ermine), 409 nucleotides. Its product is annotated as putative protein ZNF720. Bases 143 to 409 code for a protein of 88 amino acids. NCBI's taxonomy places the organism in Eukaryota, Metazoa, Chordata, Mammalia, Carnivora, Mustelidae. The transcript has 4 exons. Gene Ontology annotation, biological process: regulation of DNA-templated transcription. The record is from RefSeq and is a predicted model, not a curated record.